GCGGGGGGAAAUCAGCCGGUGGCGCACGAUUCGAGAAGGUUCCAGGCGGAGUAGGCCUCAGCCUCGGGCGUGGAGUGAAGCCGUACGCGGAGGAGAGGCGCCGCGGGAGGGGGAGAGAAAGGAAAACAAAACACACACACGCGGGACGGCAGUCUUCCCCUCCCUCCGAGGGAAAUGUUCAGGCCGAAUUUCCGACCGUCCCGGGCCGGGUUCCGCAGCCCGCCGCCAGGCCCAGGCCCGGGCUCGGGUGUGAGCCCGUUCCCCGGGACGGGACAGUCCGGAGGAGGAGGCGGAGGCAGCAGCAUGUACUCCUGGGGCAGCUCGGCCACCCCGCCCUACGGCGGCUGGCAGCCCCCUCGUGGGGUUUAUAACAAAUCGCCGCAGCAGCAAGGCCCGGGCUCGGGGUCUUUCCAACACCGUUACCAGAGCCCGUCUCCCGGACAGCAGCAGCAGCAGCAGGGUUUCAGCGGCGGAAGCAGCAGCCCCAGGCACCGGGGCCGAUACUCCUCUCCCCCUUACCUUCACCAUCCGCAGCAGCACACACUGUCUCCGGGACACUCCCCCAGCCCGCACCAUCGCAAAUACCAGGCUUCGCCCAGGACGUCCACCCCGUUCAGCGGUGGCGGGGGCAGGUCCCCGGCGCCGGUGGAACAGUACUACAAAGCCUCUAUGCUGCAGGACCCCUGGGCUGACCUGGAGCCAGUCCUUGUCUCUGACAUUCACCAGCAGUACAGCAACCUGCAGACCCCCAGCACUGGCAAAGGACGGAGAUAUUUCUCUUAGCAGCAAAAAAAAAAGACUCUUGCAUUAACCAUCCUUUUCUCACGUGUGUGUGUGUAUAUGUCUGUGUGUAUCUACCAAAGGUAGAGUAACUCCCUCAACCGGCCAACAUGGAUCGAGAGCUAUUCUGGUUCCCACUAGCAUUGCAUUCCACAGACUUUUUUUUAAACAAAACAGGAUUUUGAUUACAAUUUUUUUGCAGAAUCAACUUUUUAAAAAAUAAGUCCUAUUUUUUUACCCAGGCACCUUUUUUUCCUUUUUUGGCAACACCAGGGUCUCGUUGGAUGUUACCCGGAGAGUAUUAACUACUUCAGAAUUGGGAAGUGCCUGCUCAGAAGAACUGUUGAAAUGUUCUUUAAAAUCACCAGCUAGUAAACAAUGACUAAUUGUUUUACAGGUGUCCACUACUCCUAUGCAUUAAUGAACAGGUUAGACAGCAUGUGAUCUGAUUUUUACUGUAAACCAUUGAAUUGGUCAUUUUUAAAAUUUUUGUCAACUUUUUUAAUUGAUUGAAAUGCCAAUGUUUAAUUUUGUAUAAUCCAUGUUUCUAGCAUAUAUGCGUGUGAAUGUUAGGAUAAAUGAAAAUGAUUCAGGUCUGGUUCAAUAAUGUCAUGGCAAUUCUUGGGUUACGUGCAGUAAAAGUGUACAGUUUUCAGUUUUUGAUUUCAAUUUUUUUUCAGAUGAGUCAAGAAGAACAAUUUGAGGAAAUGUGAAUUCAAUUUGCAAACUUAAGUUGUGGGAGUUUAAUGGAUUGUUCUGUAAUUACUGCUAGCAUACAAACCUACCAGUAUAUAAGAGAUUUUUAUUGUAGAGUGGAUGGAAAGACCGAUUUCUCAGUGGCUGAUGGCUUCCAAUUGUUUCUUGCCUUGGUAUUUAUCAUAAAAAUAAAAAUUUCCUGAUUUUUAAAAAAAAUCUUGAGAUUAUAGAAAAGG
Messenger RNA from Chiloscyllium plagiosum (whitespotted bambooshark), 1712 nucleotides. It is a transcript of the gene mplkip, whose product is annotated as M-phase specific PLK1 interacting protein. NCBI's taxonomy places the organism in Eukaryota, Metazoa, Chordata, Chondrichthyes, Orectolobiformes, Hemiscylliidae. Gene Ontology annotation, cellular component: midbody; centrosome; nucleus. The record is from RefSeq and is a predicted model, not a curated record.